Messenger RNA from Ananas comosus (pineapple), 1023 nucleotides. RefSeq lists its product as uncharacterized. NCBI's taxonomy places the organism in Eukaryota, Viridiplantae, Streptophyta, Magnoliopsida, Poales, Bromeliaceae. Gene Ontology annotation, molecular function: protein binding. Bases 119 to 679 code for a protein of 186 amino acids. The transcript is spliced from 5 exons. The record is from RefSeq and is a predicted model, not a curated record.
CGCCCCAAACCAGGGUGGUUUUCUCCUUCCUCCCCCAUCCUUCUCACAAAACCCACGGAAGAGGCGAAAACAGAGGAAGCUUUCAAAAACGAUCGAGAGAGAUCGAUCGCGAUUCGCCAUGGCGACGGCGCAGAGACCAGCUCGGAGCGACGCGCAUCUCCCGCCGGAGGAGGCGGCGAGGAUCGAGGCGGAGGUGCGGGGCUACUUCGCGAAGGUCGCCCCGAGACGCCACACGAAACCCUCUCGGAGCGACUGCGACGACGACGACGACGACGACGCCUCCUCCUCCGAUGCUCUCCAAUUCUCCCCCGAUCAACUCCCCAUCCCCGAGCUCGAGAAGCUCCGUCGCCUUGUAUCCGAUCCCCAGAAAUUGGUAGCAGAGGGAAGCGAAGUGGUAGAGGAAUUCGUGGAGACGGAGUAUUACAAGGAUCUCAACUGUGUUGACAAGCUACACUACACGCGGUGCGAUCUCAACCGUGUUGACAAGCUGCACUGCACGACUGGAAUGGGCUUCAUCAAAGUGGAGAAGCCCAAUAGUAGCACUAUUGAUCUGACUACUACUUCGCAUUCUACUGCAAGCAAUGUGUGUUUUAAGGGCAACCCUGCGACGAAUGAUUGGACCCCAUCUCCUGAAACGGUUAUUCUCGUUUCAAACAAGCCUAAUCGGAGCGACGGCUGAUUUUCAUCCGACUGAAGUUUGGCUUUAGUAGGUAUCUGUCUCGAGCUCCUUAGAGAGUAAGAUUUAGUGUGCCAUAAGGAUAAAAAUGAAAAGGGAAGUUGCAAGUUUGAAGACGAGUUUAUGCAUGAGUGUCACUAUUAUAUGUAAUUUAAACGCUAAGCCUUCCACUUGCUUGUGCUGCUACUCUGCUGUCGCUACUUUAAACCCUGAUUGUCGUGUAUACUAUCUCAGCAUGGUUUCCGAGGCUUGUGGAAAUGCCCUCUUUAUGCUUGGAUUUGCCGUUUUACUGACAUUGUUUGGUUUGCUCUGGAUGAAUCAAUGGUUUGGGUGAUCUUGUGCACGCA